Prorocentrum cordatum is the source of this 534-nucleotide messenger RNA. The record is from the annotation of a GenBank genome assembly. NCBI's taxonomy places the organism in Eukaryota, Dinophyceae, Prorocentrales, Prorocentraceae.
AUGCAGGGCGUCGUCGGGAUGGUCACGACGAUCCGCGUCGGCCACUCCAAGCGGCGGGACGGCACGCGCAUCGGCAUGCAGAGCUUCUUCGGGAAUGGCUUGACGAGCAGCAAAAGCCACGCGAGGCGGCAAAGCGGCACGAGCAUCAUGAUGCGCCACUCCGUGGGGAUGGUCGGGGCGAGCCGCAGCAGCCACUCCAGGCGGCGGGACGGCACGUGCAGCAACGUGCAGAGCUUCUUCGUAGUUGUCGUGGUGUGCAGCGCUAGCCACACCAGGCGGCGGAACGGCGCGAGCAGGAAGCAGAGCUGCUUCGGGAUGGUCGAGACGAGCCACGUCAGCCACUCCAGGCAGCAGGACGGCACGAGCCACAUCAUGCAGCUUUUCUGGGGGACGGACGGGGCGAGCAGCGACAACCGCUCCUGGCUGUGGGGCGGCGCGAGCAACAUCAUGCAGUCUCCUGUGGAUAGUCAGGCUCUCCAGUCCCAGCAACCUUGGAUGUCCUGGAGUGGGUGGAACUCGGAGGGCCCGUCAUAG